Cooperia oncophora is the source of this 447-nucleotide messenger RNA. The record is from the annotation of a GenBank genome assembly. Lineage: Eukaryota; Metazoa; Nematoda; Chromadorea; Rhabditida; Trichostrongylidae.
AUGAUCAUGUCAUUUCUAUUACCUUUGCUUUUUGCGGCAAUUAUAGUUGAUAGGGUAUGUGCUGAUGUCAUGCAGAUGGUCGACUCUCAAUGGAUGGAGCGUUACGUCCCUCGACAGUACAGCAAACUCCAUGAAGAUACCAGUGGUGAGGCAGACGUCUCCAAGGACAACAACUACGGCUACAGUGAGCAAGGCAUGAAAGAUCUCGAUGAGGUGGGUGGACUGGUCGGUGGCGGAGAUUCGGAACUGCUGGGAAUUCUUCGACCAUAUUACUCGAUGGUUGAUAUGUCUGCUAAUGGUAACAAGCAGGGCAUGGGCUCCUAUCUCCAUGUGCUACCCGACUCGAAGGAAGGAGAUGAGCCUAUCUACACACUAGGAGCAUCUUUCUACGGUGGUCUGGAGCCUGCUGGCGCCAAAAUGGGCUACAUGACGCGUCCAUUUGGAUAA